Metarhizium brunneum ARSEF 3297 is the source of this 2529-nucleotide messenger RNA. It is a transcript of the gene chfr, whose product is annotated as E3 ubiquitin-protein ligase CHFR. The record is from RefSeq and is a predicted model, not a curated record. NCBI's taxonomy places the organism in Eukaryota, Fungi, Ascomycota, Sordariomycetes, Hypocreales, Clavicipitaceae. Gene Ontology annotation, molecular function: protein binding; metal ion binding.
AUGUACGUGGCCGCAAAUCCCGCCAAGGCACGGUCUGAUGUCGACAAGGAGGAAAUGCAAGCAAAAUAUAAGCCAGGGGACCAGGUGUUGCCAAAAAUAAAUACUCGAGAGCGGACUGCUGAAGAGAGAAGAGCGGACGAGGAGGAUCGUCGUCUGAUAGACGAAGUUCGAGAAAUGAGCCUGCGCGAGGCGACACCAGGGGGGCUGUCUCAACGAGACAGACGCCGAAGACAAAGGCAAACUCAAUCUGUUGACGGGAGAUCAAGAUCAAGCAGGGACCAGAGCUCGAGCUCUCGCCGUCGAGGGACCGAGCACACAACAAGGAAUUCUCGUAGCGAUGACUCCAGUCGUCCGGGCUCGGAUCACAGUGCCAGUGACAGAGAGCAGCGGAGAAGACGGCGCCGAAGUGUCAGCCGCCAGCGUCAAGUUGAGCACCAAACGUCCCUAAGAUCAUUGAUUGGAUCAUCGGAGAUGAGCGAAAGGGAUAUUGAGAGAGAAAUCGAAGAUUUUGCUAGACAGAUCCAAGAGGAGGGUCUUCUAGAUGGGCUUGAUUUGGACAAUAUUGAUUUGUCCCGGGAUGACGACUUGAGCAGGCGUAUCACCGAGGCAUAUAGGCGUCGGCAAAGGGAACGAUCUCGCAACGAAUCUUCCCGCCAGCCCACUUCAAGCAGCAACAACGCAGCUUCUAGGAACUCAGAGGGGGCUCAGACUGACGCAAGAUUGAGGGCACCGGAAGGUGGUUCCAGAUCCCGCGCCAGCUCAAGGUCAACUAAUGGAGGCGGCCAGGCCGAGGACAGGAGUAGGCCGCCUCCAACUGGGUCAACCAACCUUGAAGUGAGAGAUGCUGCGAGACGACCACGACGGAGGACUGCUAGCGGGGGCCGUAGUGCCACGACACCCGUCUUUUCGUCAACAGCAGAGACUCGUCCUGCUGCUCGAUCCUCAACUGACUUGGGACUACGAUCCCGAACAUCGGAUCCCACUGCACCUCGGCACAGCUUCAGUGAGGGUCGUAGUUCCAGUACUCCAUCAGUACCGGCUUCUUCUCAGGCGCCCAUUGAGCUGCCAGCGUCAGCAUCGAGUAACAGCAACAUUGCAUCAUUUGCUAAUCGAGUGCCUCAAUGGAACCCUAAUAUAGCUGAUCCCUCGCCGGCAACAACGCAUGAGCUGCCUGCAGCACAAAUCAGCAGACCCCAUCUACCGGCGGAGUUGGCCAUUGUUCACUCCGCUGUUUCCAGCCCCAUGAGCAGCCCGAGUGCUACUUCAGGUCAUCGGCGAACAAAGUCGCAGCUAUUCCCUGAACCGUCCAUCUCGUGCGCAAAAUGCAACAAGCAGCACAUAGAAUACGAAUUGCACUAUAACUGCGGCAUAUGCACGGGCGGGCAGUGGAACAUCUGCCUCGACUGCUAUCGAGCCGGCAAGGGAUGCCAAUAUUGGUUCGGAUUUGGCUAUGGCGCGUGGAAGAAGUGGGAGAAUUUGCGACAGAAGGGCGAUGAUUCUUUAGCCAAGCCACACAUGCUUACAGCAUGUCGAUAUUUGCCGCCUCCAUCGACGCCUGGCGGUGCUGAUGGGAGGAAGACGUUGACAACAGAUGAUCCGAGAGGCAGGUUGGAAACAGGAACGUUCUGCGCUCGGUGCUUCACCUGGACAAACGACUGUUACUGGCGUUGCGACGUAUGCAACGAGGGAGACUGGGGAUUCUGCAAUAACUGUGUCAACCAGGGCAACUCGUGUACCCAUCCACUUCUGCCCUUGACUCAUGAGGCGCUACAAGCUGCCAGCCGUCCUCAUAGCCCGAGAUCGACGGGCCGGCCCCCGGCUGCCACUGUCUAUACGGGACCUCAAGCAGCAAAUAUUGGGCCGUUCAAGCCUCUGACGUUCCGCACCAGGUGCGACAUUUGCCAGGACCCGAUAUCUCCGUCUCACGUUCGAUACCACUGCUUCAGCUGCAAAAGUGCCUUGAUUCCCGAGGCUCCACCAGGUGAUUAUGAUAUAUGCUCGUCAUGCUACAACAGCUUGGUUUCGACGGGCCAAAUCAGCAUGGAGAAUGGGCAUUCCGGCUGGAGACGGUGCUUGCGUGGGCAUAAAAUGGCGGUCAUUGGGUUCGCAGACGGCAAAAUUGGACAGUGGCGAUUUAUCGAACGCGACAUUGUAGGUGGGCGAGUGCUACGUUCAGAGGCCUUUGAGAGUCCUGAGCGCAAUGGGCAAGAGUUGCAAAAAUCGUCUUGGAAGAAUGGGGAUGAGAAAUUGGAGCGUCUAGUUACAAAAGACGUCUCCGCAACUGCUCCUUCUACUGUCGGAUCACUGUCAUUCACGCAAACGUUCCCACUGGAUGGCGGCACAGGAAUGAGGGCGAAUGCCCGUUGGGCCUGGUAUCCGCAGGCUGGGUCAGACGACGAACUGUUGUUUCCAAAAGGCGCAGAGAUUCGGGAGAUUGAGGAUGUCAAUGGUGAUUGGUUCUUCGGUACAUAUAUGGGCGCCAAAGGUCUGUUCCCAGCACCAUAUGUGCGACUUGGGCAAAGGAUGUGA